CUCGCAUAGCACGUGCAGAGGGACGGACGGCUCUGCGCGCUCGUCGCCUCUACGCAGCGACAACUCCGCACAGCUGUGUAAAAACCACCCCCCGGGGAAUCGCGAGUUCCUCGAUAUUGGAUACUCGACACCGCAGUGACCGCGGUCAAUUAUUCCGGCUUGUUUCAAUAUUUCCGGAGAGCGAGAGAGAGAGAGAGAGAGAGUGUGAGUGAGAGUGAGGGUGAGGGUGAGGGUGAGAGAGAGAAUGAGAGUGAGAGAGAGAAUGAGAGAGAGAGAGAGAAAGAAAGUUUGUGAAUACCUGUUGUUGUGAUACUGCCGAACAUUUUUUUCAACUAAUCAAUUACGAGUCACGCCGCGUUGGAUCGAGAAUUGUUUUCGCCAGUGAGAUGUGUUGACGUUUUGUGACUUUUGUGACACCUCGGGUUCAUCCGAUAUUUUUCAUGAAGGGUCUCGGCUCCGGCUCGCCAAUGGUUGACUACAAAGCAUCGAGCGGUGGAAGCAGCGACGAGGGCGACACGGCCGGGGGCGUCGGCGGAGGCGGAGGUGGAGGCGGAGGCGGGGGUGGCGAGGACACGGAUCUCGAGGAGAACUCGGGACGACCCAGCGGCAGCCCCGAUUAUCGAGAUUUACAAAAUCCGCGCCACGCCACCAGCGCCCACAACGUUCCCCAGGAGUAUCCUCAGGCCAGGCCCGCCUUUCAGCAGGAGUACAACAAUCCGGCGGCGAUGGAACGGCCCCCCUUCGACAAGCAGCCCCAGCCGAUGCUCAGGGAAGACGAACUCAAAUCCUGGAGUUACGAGGAAAACGAACGAAAGGAUUUUCCACGGAGCGUUGCAUCCUUUCCCGGCGAAUACCGCGAGUAUCGUGAUAUCAAGCCGGAAACCCGUGGGCCCAAGGAAAUACCCUUGAGAGAGUGGGUCUCCCCCGUGCCCGAAGUCGAGGUCGGCCGGUCCUCGGUCAGCGGAUCCCAGGUGAGGGCGCGCAGAGACAUCGCCAGGGGGAGCAAGUUCGGGCCCUUCAUUGGGAGGUGGGCCCACGAACCCGCGAAUCCGCACUACGCCUGGGAGAUACGUAUUGCUGGAAGCGGUGUCAGAGGAUGGCUCGACGCAUCUCACGAAGCGAGUAAUUGGCUCAAGUAUAUUCGAAGUGUGCGCAGUCCUAUGCACGCGGUCAACAUGCGCCAUGUUCUGAUUGGUGGACAGGUGGUGUACGAAACGAUUCGAGAUAUAGCAGCGGGCGAGGAGCUGCUUCUGGGUUCGCGGGAGCCGCUCCAGCUGCAGGAUAUGCUCGGUGAAAACACGGUGGAGGACAGGAGCGACAAGGAGACCGCUUCUCAGCACAGCGGUACCGUCGAUGAGGACAGAGAGGAGGAGAAGGAAGGGGAUAUAAGGUGCACGGUCUGCGAUAAACCUUUCCAGGAAAUCGACUCACUCGAUGGCCACCUGGUGACCUGCCACAGGUAUCCAGCGGAGCAAUAUCGGUGCGAAACGUGUCACAAGGGCUACGCAUGGAGGCCACUGGUCGUUCGGCAUCGGGCGAUCGUUCACGGUGACCUGAAGAGCUACCAGUGCGAGAACUGUCCAAAGGUGUUCACUGAUCCCUCAAAUCUCCAGCGCCACAUUAGGACCCAUCACGUUGGCGCCCGAAGUCACGCCUGUCCGGACUGCGGCAAGACGUUCGCGACGAGCUCCGGCCUGAAGCAGCAUACCCACAUCCACAGCAGCGUGAAGCCUUUUCAAUGCGACGUAUGCUUCAAGGCCUACACGCAGUUCUCAAACCUCUGCAGGCACAGGCGAAUGCACGCUGACUGUAGGGCGCAGAUAAAGUGCGGUAAAUGCGGACAGUCCUGCAGCUCAGCAUCGGCUCUGUCGAAACACAAACGGUUCUGUGACUCUACGGGGCCUCCCGGACCCACCGGAGCCAUGCCUCAGCUCCCGACCUCGGGGCCCAGCUCGUUUCUCGUCUACCCACGGCCGCAGUGUACGCUGCCCUUCUACCCGGUUCCGAGUCUAGGACCCUACCCAGGCAUGUUCCAAAACGCGGGAGGAUUGUACAACAAUUCAUUCGUCUACCCGCCGAAGAUCGAGGAGCUUGAAAAGCGGUGCGAAAGCCCGAAGAAGGAGAGGUUCACGCCACCUCGGAUACCGACGCACCACAACAAGGUCUCACCCACUACGGCCGAGGAGGCGACGUCGACCUUCAGGCCGUCCCCUGCCAGGCCGCCGGUUCAACCCACUCCGGAAACGGACGAGGAGUCGCCUUUGAAGCAGUGCAAAGUGGAGAAGAGCUCGGAGGCCGAAGCGAUGCAGGAGGAACCCGUGGACCAGCCGCUCGAUCUCAGGGUCGAGACAAGGAGACGUCAAACGCCCAGCAUUGCCGGAAGUCACAGUUCCUCCCCGGUCCCCGUCGUCGAGGAGGCGAUAACCGAUCCCUGGAAGAUCAAAGACGAGGAACGCAUAGGGGCCAGGGUGAAGAAGUUGGCUCUCAGUCCGCCGUGCACCGUCGCCGAACAACCGCCGACGAGCGCGCCUCCCCACAUGGCUUAUCCACGGCCCAUUCACCCGUUGGUACUGGACGCCAUGUACCGCGCUCCGUCCGGGACGUUCCCUGGUUUCCCAGGGGGACCUCUGCCCCCCGGUGGUGGACCCGAAUCUCGGCUCCUACCGCCGCUUCCACCCUUCGGACCUUCCCGUGGGUAUCAUUUUUUAGGGUCGCUCAUGAACGCGCCCAGUGGCGGUAGACCAGGUGGGUUCGACCUCCUGGCCCGUCCGCCACUCGGCGCGUUCCCCGGCAUGAAGCCGUUUCAGGAGGUGAUGUCCCACCCCCACCACCACCCCCACCACCACCCUCACAUCAAGACGAAGGAUCGGUACGCGUGCAAGUUCUGCGGCAAGGUGUUUCCCCGUUCGGCAAAUCUCACGAGGCACCUUCGGACCCACACCGGGGAACAACCUUACAAGUGCAAGUACUGCGACAGGUCCUUCAGCAUUUCGAGCAACCUCCAACGCCACGUUAGGAACAUUCACAACAAGGAGAAACCCUUCAAGUGCCCGCUUUGCGAAAAGUGCUUCGGGCAGCAGACGAACCUCGAUCGCCAUUUGAAGAAACACGAGGCUCCGGAUGGCAGCGUUGUCGGCUCCGCCGCCGACUCACCCGGGAGCAGCAACGAGAACGAACGGGAGGAUCCCUGCUUUGACGAGAUAAGGUCCUUCUUCGGCAAGGCCACCGCGGAGGGUGACGGAUACUGCCUUCCUCACCCCUACCCCACUUACCUGCCGGGCAGACUUCACGACCUUCACGGGACGAAUCCUGAGGGCGAAUACGACGAGGACGAGGACAGCGAAGAGGGCGUCUCACCCCUCGAGGAGCCCGACGCCAUGUCCCCCAUGGAACAGGACAACUCGCCGUCGCCUCAGUUCGAGCUCAAGCUUAGGGAUAAGCAGGAAUUGCUCAACAAUAAUACCGCCGAACCAGUGAUAGAGGUAUCGACGUAGCCAGCAACGGGGCGACUCCGACGUCGAACUCGCCCGAAACCGCCGCUCCGCUUUUCCUUUACUUAGUGAUUAGUUAGGUAUACGAUUUUUUAUUUUCUUUUCUUUAAGAUUUUUAUUUUUUUUUAUUUUUGAAAGAGAGAAGGAGACAUAAUAUAGUUCGACAGGCAGUUCUCUGUACUUUGGAAUUGUGCACGGCGUAAUGCAAAACUAAUAUAUAUUUGUCCUUAUUUGCCUAAGUAAGUCCCUUAAAUAGUUAGUUCCUACAAAACGCGUCAAUGAUAAUUUAAUGCAGAUAUCGGAUACAAAAUACAAACUUUAAUGACUUUUUUUUUUUUUGUUCUAUUUUUUUAACAAGUUUUCAAUGACCUUACUUACAUUUAAUUCAUCAGAUUCAUUCAGUGAGGGAAGGCUCUACCGAAAUUGUGAAAUCUACCUGCUUUAAAUCAAAUUUAAUUCAAGAGCUCGUUGAUAUUGAUUAAUGGAUUAUAUUACAGCUGAUUCUGUGAACUGUUGCAAAAUAUUUCAAUAAAAUUGUGGCAGUUGUUUACAUUUUGCAAGGCUCAAAACGUUAUAUCUCAAACAUUAUGUCGAUCUUUUCAAAAUUAAACUAUGAAUAUUGAUCAAUUUUGCCAUAGAGAGUAUUUUCUCGGUAGGAUGUUUCAAAAGUGAGUCCUCGUUCUCCCCUGCACUGAUAUUUAUUGUUACUAUAAUAAUAAUUAUUAUUAAUUAUGGCUUUAUCGAAUUUUUUAUUUCAACUUAAAAUUAAAUCUAUUACUAUUAUCAUCAUCAUCAUCAUCAUCAUCAUCAUUAUUAUUAUUAGUAUCCUCAUUAUUACGAUUAGUGUUACUGUUUACUAUUGUUAAUUUAUGAAUAUAAUUUCAAGUCAAAUAUGUCAAUCUUAUACACACGAUGGAUGAAAAUCAAAUUUUGUAGUCAUUGAAAAGAGAAAAGUGAAAAGAAGAAAGAAGGGUUUCGGAACGAGUUAUAACCUAUGUCAAAAUUUGUAGUCUGACAAGCCAAAGUAAAAGAGGAAGACAGAGAGAGAAAAUAAAAAACAAAAGUGUAAUUACGGAAUUAUAAAAAGUUAUGUACAAAUUUUCAUUAGGUAAUAAUGUUUGUAAAAAUCUCUGUAAUUCUUAAUAUAUUAUUAUUAUUAUUAAAAUUAUCAUUAUACAUAUUAUAGUAAUUAUAGUAGCGAUCAGGGGCAUUCGUCUCGUGUCGUGAUUAUUAAAGAAAUAAAAGAAGACGCCGCGUGUUAAUUGAAGAGGAAAUAAAAAAGCGAAAUAUUGAGGAGUGAAUGACGCCGGUUUCUCGGUGCUCCGUACCUAAGCUAGAGAAUUGGAUAAGUGCGCCCCUGUCAGAUUUUUAGCAUAGCACACGAUCUCUAAACUACGAUUAUUAUUCGUUCAUUAAAGCUAUAUAUCUUAUAAUAUAAUUAAACACACAAUCACACACGAGUCAAGUCACGAGAUGGGGCAACACUUAUUUUUCACUUUAAAAUUUAACAUGUUACAUGUUCUACAUAUCUCCUCUCUUGUAGAUUAUAUAUGAUAUUAUAAAUUGAUGAAUUUUAAAUAAGUCUAGAUUAACCAAGCGAUAGACUAUAAUUAUUAAGUAAAAAAUCUAUUAUGACUCUGUCUAUCUAUACAUACUGUAUAAAAGCAUCUGUACUUCAUUAUUACUAUACUAUUAAAAUAAUAUACUUCAAUUUAUUAAAAUCAUCUUAUUUCAGUCUACAUCUCGAUCAUCGCAUCCAGCUAAACCAAUUGAUAUUUCGAAUUAACCUCAGGACAGCUUUUGCUGGACGCAAACAGUUCUGAACAGUUCAUUGGAAAACGCAAUUUCCGUUCUCUCAAUCGUUGAUGGCCGUAACUGCAUCAAUUGGAUAGACCGGCGGCCAGUAGAAAACUGCAGGAUUCUGCGAUACCGGCGAAAGGUUGAACGGUGUGUAACGAAGUCGCUGAAACACGCCUAAACAAAGGCAAGUGCACCUACGCCACUUGUUGC
This is a messenger RNA of Neodiprion fabricii, 5501 nucleotides long. Its product is annotated as histone-lysine N-methyltransferase MECOM-like. The coding region runs from base 441 to 3494 and encodes 1017 amino acids. Gene Ontology annotation, cellular component: nucleus. The transcript has 9 exons. The record is from RefSeq and is a predicted model, not a curated record. Gene Ontology annotation, biological process: regulation of transcription by RNA polymerase II. NCBI's taxonomy places the organism in Eukaryota, Metazoa, Arthropoda, Insecta, Hymenoptera, Diprionidae. Gene Ontology annotation, molecular function: protein binding; RNA polymerase II transcription regulatory region sequence-specific DNA binding; DNA-binding transcription factor activity, RNA polymerase II-specific.